AUGGACAGAAACAGUACGCCGUGGAGCCCCGGCUCUCACCCUCCACCCAUCCACCUGGCCCCGGUGGUGGGGUCAGUAGCGCCCACCAUCUUCCCCCGGGUGGGCUACAGCGUCCUGUCCUUCCUCAUGUUCAUGAACACGGUACUGACGGUGUUCAACAACGGCCUGGUGAUCGCUGUGAUGAUGAGGAACCCGUCCCUGCUGCAGCCUAUGAAUGUGUUCAUCCUCAGUCUGGCGGUGUCUGACCUCAUGAUCGGCCUGUGUGGAUCCCUCGUGGUCACCAUCACCAACUACCAGGGCUCCUUCUUCAUCGGGCACGCGGCCUGCGUUUUUCAGGGCUUUGCUGUCAAUUACUUUGGUUUGGUGUCUCUCUGGACUCUGACCCUGCUGGCAUACGAGCGUUACAACGUGGUGUGUAAGCCCAGAGCCGGCCUGAAGUUGAGCAUGCGGAGAAGCAUCAUCGGGCUGCUGUUCGUCUGGAUCUUCUGCCUGUUCUGGGCCGUGGCCCCUCUGUUCGGCUGGAGCUCCUACGGACCAGAGGGAGUGCAGACCUCCUGCUCUCUGGCCUGGGAAGAGAGAUCAUGGAGCAACUACAGCUAUCUCAUCCUCUACACACUCCUCUGCUUCAUCCUCCCUGUCGCAGUCAUCAUCUGCUGCUACUCCAAAGUGCUCAAAUCCAUGAACAGGCUGAACAGGAGUGUGGAGCUGCAGGGUGGGCGAUCCAGCCAGAAAGAGAACGAGCACGCCAUCAGCAUGGUCCUGGCCAUGGUCAUUGCUUUUUUUGUGUGCUGGCUGCCUUACACAGCACUGUCUGUGGUGGUAGUCCUGGAUCCAGAGCUCUACAUCCCACCUAUCGUUGCUACAAUGCCCAUGUACUUUGCCAAGACCAGUCCAGUCUAUAACCCCAUCAUCUACUUUCUCUCCAACAAGCAGUUCCGCGAUGCUGCCCUUGAAGUGUUGUCCUGCGGUCGCUAUAUUCCCCACGCACCCACCACCACAAUCAGCAUCAACAUGCGGCCCCUGAACAGGAGAAGCCGUCUGACUUCUUUAAGCAGGAGUGUCAACAUGCACAGCAAGGUGCUGCCUCUGUGACAAAACAAGCAAAAAAACAAGGAGAUACCAUGCUCGGCUGUCUGCGCCUCGUCAAGGACUCAGACCUGCGCGUGUCCAGGUCUCUCACAGAGAUCUGCAUGAAGCCCAGUGAGAACACCAUGGGCUCAGACAGUGAAUGCUGAUAUCCUGGAGGUGGGCAAAAUAAGUGGAAAGAGCCUUUGAUUCUCUGA
This is a messenger RNA of Cheilinus undulatus (humphead wrasse), 1283 nucleotides long. Its product is annotated as parapinopsin-like. NCBI's taxonomy places the organism in Eukaryota, Metazoa, Chordata, Actinopteri, Labriformes, Labridae. The coding region runs from base 1 to 1092 and encodes 363 amino acids. Gene Ontology annotation, cellular component: membrane; photoreceptor outer segment. The record is from RefSeq and is a predicted model, not a curated record. Gene Ontology annotation, molecular function: G protein-coupled receptor activity. Gene Ontology annotation, biological process: visual perception; G protein-coupled receptor signaling pathway. The transcript is spliced from 4 exons.